This is a messenger RNA of Seriola dumerili (greater amberjack), 5782 nucleotides long. It is a transcript of the gene tsc2, whose product is annotated as TSC complex subunit 2. The record is from RefSeq and is a predicted model, not a curated record. The transcript has 41 exons. Gene Ontology annotation, cellular component: TSC1-TSC2 complex; nucleus; cytoplasm. Gene Ontology annotation, biological process: negative regulation of phosphatidylinositol 3-kinase/protein kinase B signal transduction; negative regulation of Wnt signaling pathway; negative regulation of TOR signaling. NCBI's taxonomy places the organism in Eukaryota, Metazoa, Chordata, Actinopteri, Carangiformes, Carangidae. The coding region runs from base 124 to 5742 and encodes 1872 amino acids. Gene Ontology annotation, molecular function: GTPase activator activity.
GAGGCGGCUCGGUUGGCUGCAUAUGGACGAAGCUGUGACUGAAUGAAACCGAAAGCGACUCAACUUUUAUAAGGCAGCCAUCAGUCCCAGUCUGUGCAGUCUAUCACCACUCCCGGCCGGGCCAUGAAUAAACAACCAAGCAAGGAGAGUCUGAAGGACAAGGUGAAGGGGAUCUUUGGGCUGGGACCUCCGCGCCCACCGAGCAAACAGAGUGACACCAAACCGUCCGAGUUUAUCAUUACGACUGACAUCAUCAAGGAGCUCCACCCAGACUGUGGUCUGAGUAACCGCGUUCGCAUGAUGAACCACGUCUGUGAUCUUGCCAAAACAAAAAAAUUUGAGGAGCAUGCAGUGGAGGCAGUAUGGAAAGCUGUGGAGGACAUGCUGACUCCAGAGCAGCCACCUGAGGCCAGACAUGCUGUCCUGCAGCUGCUGAGGGCCAUUAUACAGGGACAGGGAGAGCGACUCGGCCCUCUGAGAGCCUACUUUUUCAAGGUGAUUAGAGACUACCAACCAUGCAACGAAGACCUCUCCGAUAGGCUGGAAGUCUUCAAGGCCUUAACGGAAAAUGGAAAAGACAUCACAUACUUGGAGGAGGACAUAGCACGCUUUGUCCUCCUGUGGAUGGACAUAGGUCUUACCUCUGACUUUCUCCAUGUUCUCGUAAAUCUGGUGAAGUUCAACAGCUGCUACCUGGACCAAAAUGUCUCCAUCAUGGUCCAGAAAAUCUGUCUCCUGUGCAAUAGAACAACAUCCUCAACAGAUAUUGAGGUAGCACUACAAGUCCUGGAUGCAGUGGUGUGUUACAACUGCCUGCCCUCAGACUCUCUCACUGUCUUCAUCAUCACACUCUGUCGUACAGUCAAUGUCAAGGAGUUUUGUGAAUCCUGCUGGAAGUUAAUGAGGAAGGUGUUGGGGACUCACCUUGGCCACAGUGCUAUUUACACCAUGUGCCGCAUCAUGGAGGAGAGGGUGUACAUGGAGGAUGCACCAUUGCUGAGAGGAGCUGUAUUUUUUGUUGGAAUGGCAUUGUGGGGUGCACACAGACUCCCCGCCCUCAAAAACACACCCACAUUGGUUCUGCCAUCUUUCUACAAGGCUAUGUCAUGUGCCAAUGAGGUGGUGUCCUAUGAAAUCGUCCUCUCCAUCACAAGACUGAUCAAGAAGUACGGCAAGGAGCUGCAGGUGGUCACCUGGGACAUCCUGCUGGGUAUCAUAGAGCGAUUGUUGCAGCAGAUCCAGACAAUAGGCAGUGCGGAGUUGAAGGCCAUCGUCUAUGAGCUGUUGACCACAGUAGAGGAGCUGUAUGAGCAGAACGGUUACCACGGCUCCACAGAGAAGUUCUUCAGUCUGGUGGAGAAAUGUGCUGACAAGAGACCUGAUGCAUCAGUGCUGACCCUCAUCUCAUACAGGGCCCAGUCUAUCCAGCCAGCCAAGGACAGCUGGAUUCAGAGCCUUCACCGCCUCAUGGAGAAAUUCUUCAGGAACGAGACUCGCAGUGUAAUAAGGAUCAAAGUGCUUCACAUUCUUUCCUUCGUUCUCAGUACCAACCGACAGCUGUACGAGGAUGAGUUGAUUGAAAUGGUGGUGAUCCCCCAGCUCAGUGGGAUAGCUGAAGACCGGGACCUGGCCGUCAGAAAGCAGGCCACCCAGCUACUUGUUGACCUCGCUGAGGGCUGCAACACACACCACUUCACCAGUCUGCUGGACAUCAUUGAGCGGGUGGCCAGUCGCUCUCUGGUUUGUUCAGGGCCCCUGGAGCUUUCUGAGAGAGACCCCACAGCAGAGUCUCCUAUGGAGGACGUCAGGACUGCUAUACUGGGCUUGCUGGAAAUCUUGCAGAGCAAGCUUUACAGCCUACCAGCCACCCAUGCUAGUCGUGUUUAUGAGUUGCUUAUCAGCCACCUGCAGCUUCACUACAAGAACAAGUACUGUUCAUCUAUUGCUUCCAGUAUUAGACUACAGGUGUUUGACUUCUUCCUGAUGAUGCGUGCAGACUCUCUUCACCGUCUCGGAGUCCCUAACAAAGACGGAGCCAUGAGGUUCAGCCCUUACUGCUACUGUGACGCAGGGGAGCCAGAGAAGCGAGUCAGUGAAAAGAAGCCAACAGGUUCAACAUCUCCUCCUGCUGGUAGCCCAGCUCCCCCCGCUGCUCCUCCCCCUUCAACGGCCUCAAUACGCUCAGCCUACCUGCCCUACGCACCUGCCUUCAGUGUCCUCCUGCAGUGCCUCAAGAUGGAAACAGAUUGGAAGGUGCUAAAGCUCGUUCUCGACAAGCUGCCGUGGACGCUGCAGUACAAAGUGCUGCUGCUGACAUCGCCGUGCAGCUUGGACCAGCUCUGUUCUACACUCUGCUGCAUGGUGACAGAUCGGCUGAUCUCAGAGCGCUUGAAGAAGACCCCAGAGGGGUUUUCCCGCACUGAUGUCCAGCUGGCGGUGGUUCCUGUCCUCACAGCGAUCACCUCCUACCACAAUUACCUGGAGCAGUCGAGACAGAGAGAGCUGGUUCAGUGCCUUGAGACUGGCCUCAUUUACCGCUGUGCCAAGCAGUGUGUUGUGGCCCUUACAAUGUGCACGGUGGAGAUGCCUGACAUCAUGAUCAAGCUCCUACCCGCUCUUAUCGUCAAGCUCACCCACAUCUCUGCCACUGUUGCCAUGGCAUCACCUAUGCUUGAAUUCCUGUCCACUCUGGUGCGCCUGCCCCAUCUGUAUGCCAACUUUGUAGCUGAGCAGUAUGUCAGUGUGUUUGCCAUCUCUCUACCCUACACCAAUCCCUCCAAGUUCAACCAGUACAUCGUGUCCCUGGCCCACCAUGUAAUUGCUAUGUGGUUUAUACGCUGCAGACUCCCCUUCCGCAAAGACUUUGUUCAGUACAUCACAAAGGGUUUGCGUUCCAACGCCCUGCUGCCAUUCGAUGAUGGUCAUGAGCAGAGUCCAUUUCGCGCCCGAAGCACCAGCCUCAACGAAAGACCCAAGAGUCUGCGGGCGGCAAAAGUGGCGAAGGCAGCAGCGGCGGUAGCCAAUAGCAGCAGCUCUCCUGUUAAAGAGCUGAGGGACCUGUCAGCCAUGGACGCUUUCCGCUCCCGCAGCAUCAGUGUCUCCGAACAUGCGGUCCGCAGGAUGCACACCUCGACCACCACCUGCAGCCUUGGCUCCGCUGAUGAAAAUGCGGUGACUCAGGCAGACGAGGGGUUGAAGACUGUUCACCUGGAGCUCACUGAGACCUGUCUGGACAUGAUGGCACGAUACGUGUUUUCCAACUUCUCUGCACUGCCCAAGAGGUCUCCCAUCGCAGAAUUCCUGUUGGCAGGGGGUCGCAGUAUGACCUGGCUUGUUGGCAACAAGCUGGUGACCAUAACAACCAGCGGAGGGGUCAGGACACAAGCACUGUUAGGCCUGGACAUGGCUGAACGUCUGGGAGGAGGAGGGGAAAUGACCAGAUCAGAUCCAUCACUACACACCCGAAUAACCAAAGAGGCUCCGGCCAAACUGGAGUCACAGUCAAGCCAGCAACACAAUAGAGCCACACGCAUACGGGUCCGCUCUAUGUCAGGUGGCCACGCUUUACGUGCCGGUCCUGCUCAGAGUCUCAGUCCUCUCGUGUCCCCUUCUGAGGGCGAGUUAGCCGCUCCUCUCUCGCCCUCCUCUGGUCCCACCCUGGACAGCCUGGGUCCUCCCUCCUCCACCUCUGCCACCCCGUCUGCUCCCCCACCUCUCAAAGACAACCCCAGUCUGGCUGAGUUUGUUCCCAUACUCACACAGGGCUGGGCAGAGAUCUUCAUCCGGAGGCCGUCUGGUAACACGAGCUGGCUGAUGUGUCUGGAGAACCCACCCAGUCCCUUCUCCUCUGAGCUUGGCAACAUGCCGCUGCAGGAGCUUUCUAGUGUCCUGAUGGCGAUGGAGGGAGUGAAGGAGCCUCCUACCCAGACAGCCAGUGCUCCUGCCAGCACUGCUGCUCCUGCACCGUCGUCCGUCUCCGAGCCCCUGACCCAAACACACAGCAGUGUCGGAGGCAAGGCAAACCUGAUCCAGCGCUCCAACACUGACUCUGUGGUGGUACUGGAGGAGGGGUCAGGGGUCAGUGCGGCACACACCCCGUCUGAUUGGCUGGAGAGUGAGGAGUUUGAGCCAACGACCUCUGAUCCCAUCUUCAUGUCAGCUGACAAGUUCACAAAGACUCCGCCUCCUGGAACACUCAGCAGGUCCUCCUCCACCUCCAGUCAAGAUGAUGAAAAGUCAACUCUGGAGGAAGUAAGUGAGGGAGCCAUUCCCAUCGAUCAGCCGACCAUGGGACCCUCCACUCCAGGCAGCCAGGGGCCUGAGCUUCCCUUUCAGACUCACUCUCAGUCCCAGGGCCAUGGGCUUAACAAGUCCAGUUCCUCUCCGGAGCUCCAGACCUUACCUGAAGCCUUCACCAAGGCUGCUAUGGAGUCAGAGACUGUGCUGGCAGACACAUCAAGGCCCCGAGCGCCUUCAGAUGGCAAGCCUCAGCCCCAGCAGCCUCAUUUUGAGAAAGAGAAGGUGGAGGGAAGCACAGGAGGGGACGUUAAUGGACCAGGGGGUCAAAGUCAAGGGGGUGAAGGCCCAGGUGUAGCAUCAUCUCAAAGUGGAGGGGCGAGGAUGAGGUUGGAGUUUCCAGCGGCGGCAGCACAACCUGGACCCAUCUCUCCCAGCGGAGGCCACCGACCCCGGGGUCACACUAUCUCGGUAUCGGCCCCCUCCUCCAGGAGGGAGAGGAGGACAGAGAGGGACUCGUACCACAGUCGGCCUGGACCCGGUAACACGGAGAAGAUUUCUGGACUUAGUCCCAGCUUCGUCUUCCUCCAGCUGUACCACUCUCCUUUCUUUGGGAAUGAAGCCAACAAGCCGCUGCUGUUGCCCAAGACUCAGGUGAUCGACCGCGCUGUGAAGGUUCUCGACCAGAUGCCUCCUUAUGACACCCACAAGAUUGGAGUGGUGUUUGUUGGAGCUGGUCAGGUUAACAAUGAGGUUUCCAUCCUGUCAAAUGAGUACGGUUCGAACCGCUACGCUGCCUUCCUAACAGGCCUCGGAAAAUUAAUCCAUCUGAAAGACUGCGACCCCGACCAGAUCUUCCUUGGAGGUCUCGACCAGUACGGAGAUGACGGAGAGUUCACCUACUGCUGGCACGACGACAUCAUGCAGGCUAUCUUCCACAUAGCCACACUGAUGCCAAACAGGGAGAGUGACAAGGGCUGCUGCAACAAAAAGCGUCACAUUGGCAACGAUUUUGUCAUGGUGGUGUACAAUGACUCUGGAGAGGAAUACAAACUGGGCACCAUUAAGGGUCAGUUUAACUUUGUAGAAGUCAUUAUAAAACCGCUGGAUUAUGAAUGUAACCUGGUCACCCUCCAGUGCCGCAAAGACCUGGAGGGGUUAGUUGACACAACGGUGGCAAAAAUCGUUUCAGACCGCAACCUUCCACUCUUAGUCAGACAGAUGGCUCUGCAUGCCAAUAUGGCCUCUUUGGUGCAUCAGUACAGAGCAAACCCCUCUGAUGCUUAUGCCUCUAAGUGGCUUGCGAGAUUACGACACAUUAAGAGGAUCAGGACCAGGGCUCAAGAAGACAUUCAGUCUCGCUCGACUCCUGGCAUCUCGCUGACCCAAGGACACACUCAGCAGAACAAGUCGUUUCAGCAGAGCACUCCUGCUUCAAACCCAGAAGCGUCUGGGCAGAGGAAAAGACUUGUAUCAACAGUGGAUGAUUUCACUGAUUUUGUUUGAUUACAUUUCUUAUCCCGACAGACGGGACACACACACACAC